AUGUUCGAGAAAAAGAUCCUCUUACUAAGACUAGUCUUCUAUUCCAUCCGAGCAUACUUCUCCAUACUCACCCGUGCCCUAACCACAUCAUUCAAACGAACAUACUACCAAUUCCGCUUCCCCAAUCCAACCAAGCCCGAAGAUUCCAAGGACAAAAAUAUCAUCAUAAUCGGCGCCUCAUUCGCAGGCUAUUUUGCAGCGAAAAUCAUCGCAACUUCUUUACCGCCCAAUAGUCCAUUCCGUGUGGUGGUCAUUGAACCACACAGUCAUUUCAAUUUCACAUGGGUGUUUCCGCGUUUCUGUGUUGUGAAGGAACAUGAACAUAAAGCGUUUAUCCCGUAUGGGAGAUACGUUCCCGCGGAAUUAGUGAGAUGGGUGCAAGCUCGUGUUGAGAGGGUGGAAAAAGAGCAGGUGGUGUUGACGAAUGGACAGAGAAUUUUGUAUGAAUACUUGCUUGUAGCGACAGGCUCGGGUGCAACUGAUGGCCUCCCAAGCCGAGCUGGAGUAGAUGAGAAGAAAGAUGGGGUGGUGUUGUUGAGGGAGAUGCAGGAUAGAAUUGAGGAGGCGAGACAUUUGGUUGUUGUGGGUGGUGGUGCGGCGGGUGUGGAGUUGGCUGCUGACGCAAAGCAUUUGUAUCGGGAUAAAAACGUCGUUUUGGUGCAUUCGAGGCAGGCGGUUAUGAAUCGGUUUGGAGUCGAGUUGCAAGUAGCAGCGUUGAAGGGGCUGGAAGAUCUUGGUGUGGAAGUGAUCCUUGGGGAGAGAUUGGUGAGCGAAAAUGUGGAGGGAAAAACGGCUACACUGAGUUCAGGGAGGGAAGUGCGGUGUGACUUUCUAAUUCAUUGUGGUGGACAAAAACCAUCAUCCAGUAUCCUAUCCUCGCUCACACCAUCGUCAAUAACGCCUUCCGGCCACCUCAGCGUCAAACCCACACUUCAAAUUCUCGACAACAAUCACCCAAAUAUAUACGUCUGCGGAGACGUCGCUGACACCGGAGAACACAAUCCAAACGCUCGACACGCAAUGCAACAAGCAAAGAUUGCCGCGGACAAUAUUGUGCUUGCUGCGCGAGGGAAGAGUAAACAAUAUAAAUACAAGCCGCACUGGGCGGAGUCUGUAAUUAAGUUAACACUGGGAUUGGAUAAGUCUGUGACGCAUUUUGGGAAGGAUGGGACAGAAUUGUUGUUUCCUGCUGUGGAAAAUGAUCUUGCGUUGAUGUGUGACGGGUCGUGGAGACAUUGGGGGGUUGUUCCUUUUGAAGAUGAGUAUGGGGAGAGUAAGACGGAUUGA
This is a messenger RNA of Glarea lozoyensis ATCC 20868, 1287 nucleotides long. RefSeq names its product FAD/NAD(P)-binding protein. Gene Ontology annotation, molecular function: electron-transferring-flavoprotein dehydrogenase activity; flavin adenine dinucleotide binding. The record is from RefSeq and is a predicted model, not a curated record. NCBI's taxonomy places the organism in Eukaryota, Fungi, Ascomycota, Leotiomycetes, Helotiales, Helotiaceae. Bases 1 to 1287 code for a protein of 428 amino acids. Gene Ontology annotation, cellular component: cytoplasm. The transcript has 2 exons.